AUGAGGUAGGCCAAGAGCCACACAUUUUAUCACUACUUCAAAAGCUAACACACCACCCCUCUGCUCCUUCUCACAGCACCCGAGCCACUCCACACAUCGUCCUGAUCGGCACCGGUCUCACGUCCCUCACGAUCGCCCGUACCCUCCUCCUCUCCACGACCCUGACCACCCCCUUCUCCCUCACCCUCUUGGACAAAGCCAAGAACCCCGGUGGUCGACUGACGUCCCGCACCUACGACUCGGGCGUCGUUCUUGAAACGGGUGCUCGAGUGUUCGAAGCUUCACCCAAUGCCUCGACCUUCAUCAAAGAGGUCGAACGGUGGGAAUCCAAGGGAUACGUCAAACAGGUUGUUCCGGGGAUGUUGAAAGGUGUUGGAGAAUGGUCGAGUGGUUCGGGACGAGGCGGGAAGUGGUGGGAAGGCGUCGGGGGUUUCAGUAAAGGUUUGAUCGCGGGUUUGGUGCAGGAGAUCAAGGAAGCUUCAAAGGGGAGGGUCGAGUUCAAGUAUGAAGUUACGGUGAGUGGGGCCUGUCUUCAGGUGUUAUUAUGUGCUUGAGUCGAUCGCAGGCAUUGAUUUAAUCGUCCUUUCUUCAUCUCGACCCCAAACUUUUCACUCCCCGCUCUUCCCAGGCCGCCAACCCCAACCCCAUCGAUCCUACGACGAACCCUCUCGAACUGACCCUCAAACCCACCCUCGAGCUCCCCCCCAUCUCCUACCUCGUACACACCGCCCCCUCACCUCAAAGCUCCGUCCUCCUCCCUUCCUCCUCAACUGCCAAAGCCUCCCCCACGACCUAUCUGAAAACUUUCGUUUGGCUCUUACCGACGAUCAAGUUAUCCCCCUCUUCACCGAUCUAUCACCGUGAUCCUCAUACCUUAAUAAACUCCAUCGCGACGGGCCUAAGUUCCGAAAGUACCUCCUCCAAAACCGACGAUGAUGCUCAAGGUUUGGUCAUCCAAUCGACACCUGAGAAACUUGGGCUAGGGUACACCAAGGACGAGACGACCGAUCAAGAGAUUCGUGAUCGAUUUUUCAAGAUCCUUUCCGACGAGAACGUCUUGCCUUUGGAGAUCUUGUCAGAGAUUAAAGACAGGACGGGACGGGAAUCGCAAAUCAAGCGUUGGAAAUUCGCUCAGGUCGAACGUGCGGUCGAGGUGCGACAAGGAGGCUACGAGACAGAGGGAAACAGGUGUGUUGUUUUGGAAGGGGAUAGGGUCAUCUUGGCUGGCGAUGGGACGGCCGGUGGUGCGGGGGGUGUGGAAGGGGCUUAUCUGGCCGGGGUGGAGGCGGCGGAAGUGUUGAUCAGAUGGAUGGAACAGGGGGAGGGGUCAAAGAUGUAG
Microbotryum saponariae is the source of this 1339-nucleotide messenger RNA. NCBI's taxonomy places the organism in Eukaryota, Fungi, Basidiomycota, Microbotryomycetes, Microbotryales, Microbotryaceae. The record is from the annotation of a GenBank genome assembly.